Physcomitrium patens is the source of this 2603-nucleotide messenger RNA. RefSeq names its product cytochrome c biogenesis protein CCS1, chloroplastic. Lineage: Eukaryota; Viridiplantae; Streptophyta; Bryopsida; Funariales; Funariaceae. The record is from RefSeq and is a predicted model, not a curated record.
UGUUGGAGCCCGCAGACACGUCCCCUCCGUUGCAGAUUGAUUCCCAUCGCGGCACCGCAUUGUCCCAAGUCUGAGACCCAAGUCUGAGACCCAAGUCUGGAUUGGAUUUGGGUCCCAAGGUGAGACCCAAAUUUGGACUCGAGGUCCAUUGCCUCCUUGAAUUGUCAGUCACACCAAGUUGGAGCUGGUGCUGGAGCUGGAGCUGGAGCUGCAGUUGGGAUUGGCUAUUCGAGAGGAUUACAUUGCAGCGAUCCGUGCGGUGCAGGGAUACCAUGAGACGCCUUGGCUGUAUUGUUUCGCUUGAAGGAUUAUUAUUGCGGUUAUCACGUGGCGUGCGCCACAUCUAAUCGAGUGCAGAGAUUUUCUACAAUCAGUAAUUGCUCGAGGGGGCCGAUGGCGGUGGUGAGCAGUAGGAGCGUUUUGCCUUGUGCUCAAUUUAUGCAAUGUAGGCUUCAGUUACAGUCUUUGGGUAAUUUUCCAGCUGGAGGCUUGGGCGGGAGUUUUCUAGGAUUGGCGAGAAGUGGAUGCAAACGAGGUGUAGUUGUAGUUGCUAAGGUUUCAAAAGGCAAAACUCAGAAACCCAGUGGUUCUGUUACGAAAUUCAGUGCUCCGGUGUUGACAGAAAUUCCUGUCGAGGAGAUUGAGACUAAACUGCAAUCUGCACAGGUGAAAGAAGUGGAGAGGGUUAAGAGAGUAGAGGUGGAUUCGGACAUAAUUGUGCAGAAGUUGUGGAGGAAAGUGGUGCGGCAGCUGGCGUCGCUGCCGCUUGCCAUAGCCGAGCUCUUCGCCAUAGCUGGGUUGUCAGCCGUGGGAACGGUCAUUACGCAAGGAGAGAGGCCAGCGUGGUACUUCCAGAAUUUCCCCGAUUCCAAUCCAGUGUUGGGCUUUCUCUCAUGGCAGUGGAUCUUGGGAUUAGGGUUGGAUCAUGUGUAUACGUCCCCAAUCUACUUGGGUCUCUUGGCGAUGCUUGCAGGCUCUCUUAUGGCUUGCACUUCCACCACGCAGCUGCCCAUAGUUAAAGUCGCUCGCAGGUGGUCGUUUCUGAAGUCUACUAAAUCAUUCUCCAAAUUAGACAUCACAGAUUCGCUUCCGAAAGCUCGACUCUCUGACCUGGGCAGCGUGCUGUUGGGCCAUGGAUACCAAGUUUUUGCAAGAGGUCCGUCGCUGUACGCAUUCAAAGGCCUUCCUGGAAGGCUUGCACCUAUUGGUGUCCACGUAGCUCUUCUUUUGAUUAUGGCAGGAGGAACUGUUAGUGCUGCAUGCAGUCUGAGGGGUACGGUCAUGGUUCCCCAGGGACUGGACUUCAGAAUCGGUGAUGCUCUGGGAAGUGGGUUUCUAGGCCCGGAUGCCUCUGUGCUAGAUUCACGAGUUCAUGUUAAUAAGUUCUACAUCGAUUACCGAGAGAAUGGACAGGUAGGGCAGUUCCAUUCCGAUCUGGCAAUUGUCGACCCACAAGAUCAGAUAGUGUCCUCUAAAACCAUCAGUGUUAACGAUCCCAUGCGGAUUGGAGGAGUCACGAUGUACCAGACAGACUGGGGCAUUUCAGCAGUGCAGCUUCGGGUGGACGGCAGCCAGCCUUACAACCUCCCCAUGGCAGGCUUGCAGACAGGUGAUAACAAACUAUUUGGCAGCUUUCUCCCUCUUGGUGACCAAGGCGCGGCCGAUGGAAAGGGCAUCUCCAUUCUGGCUCGUGACUUGCAAACCGUAGUGUUCUACGAUCAGGAGGGCAACUUCGUGGGCGUUCGUCGUCCGGGAUCCAAGAAAGCUAUAACAGUCAAUAACGUCAACAUCGUUGUGGAUGAUUUGAUCGGCAGUACUGGGUUGGAACUCAAAGCCGACCCUGGUGUCCCCGUUGUGUAUGCUGGUUUCGGUGGACUUAUGCUCACGACGAUCAUCAGCUACCUCUCCCACUCGCAGGUAUGGGCACUUCAGGAUGGAAGUUGGUUGGUGGUCGGUGGGAAGAGUAACCGAGCUAAACUGGACUUCGAGCGGGAGCUGAACGAUCUUCUGGACCUUGUGCCGGAGGUUCCAACCCUCGAAGAACCCGUAGAGUCUCCUCAACAGUAGUGUAUUCAAAUCUAAAUAUUGCUAUUAUAGUCGAUUGUCAUGGGGAUAAUACAGGCGUAUAAACUUCUUAGAGAGUUGAUAGAUCAAUGGUUGAACAUUCUUUUGGUGGCCGGGUGAAGCUAGAAUAUGCGGCUGCGUCGAAAGUUCGGAGAGCCUUUGUGUAAUGGCGCCCCGAAACUUUACAAGAAAGAGAUUCUCCUAGAUUGAAUCUAGCCAUGAUUUAGAGCUUUGGAUUCUGGUUAAAUUUCAAUGUAAAUUUGCACCGGAGUAUAGUAUGCAUUAAAGAAAUGCAGAAUAUUUAUGGACUAGCUGAAGAUCCUAUCAUGUAAAAUUUAGCUAGUUAGUGUCAACCGUGAAAGGAAUGGCUACCGUUUUUAUUCGUUCAGAAGGUUCAUCAACUCGAUGACAGACGUUUGUGAAAGAUAGUUUUGAGUAACGAUAGUCAUAGUAGAACAUUUUGGAAAGGCUGACAGCAUCAAUGAAUGUGCUCAUGGUUUUGGAAAUGGAACUUUGGUGACCGGCAUUUGCCCAUGAUC